Argentina anserina (silverweed cinquefoil) is the source of this 786-nucleotide messenger RNA. RefSeq lists its product as uncharacterized. The coding region runs from base 1 to 786 and encodes 261 amino acids. The record is from RefSeq and is a predicted model, not a curated record. The transcript is spliced from 4 exons. Lineage: Eukaryota; Viridiplantae; Streptophyta; Magnoliopsida; Rosales; Rosaceae.
AUGGGGAGUAGGCUCGACUCCAUCGCCGCCGCCGAUGCAGUCGACAACGACGUCCUCGACAACGACGACGACUCCAGCGCCGUCGUCAGCAACUGCAUCCACGAGUCCUUCUCCAACUCUCUCCCGAUUCACGGCUUCGGCGUGGACAACGAGCGGUCUAGUCUCGACAACGACGGGUCGUCUAGCUCCAGAGCUACAUACGACAUUCUAUGCCUCCAAGAUGUGUCACCGAUUGAGUCAUCUAGGGCGAGGUUUCUGCAACUUGUGGUGAAUCAUUUUAUAAGUGAACAUGUGAUCGAAGCGAUUGAUAGUGAGGUUAGUGGUGGCAGUGAUUACAGUGCUCAGUCCGGGCAAGAUAAGCUUUGUAAGAGGAAGCUUGGGGAGGUACAGCUUGAAGGAGACCCGAGGUUCGCAUUGCCGUUGAUGUAUAUUGCAAAUAUGUAUGAAACUCUUGUUAAUGAUGUGGACAACAGGCUUGCUUCCUUGGGUGGAUUUCGCGAAAAGUCUAUUGGUGUUGCUCUUGAACCAGCUGGUGGUUUGUAUAGAUUGCUGGCUAAGAAAUUUUCCAAGAAAGACCCAAGUUUAGUGCAAACUCCAGAGACUCCUGAGCAAGUUUCUACAAGAAAGUCACUGCAUGUACAAGAUAUGGAUGAAGAAAAUGUCAAGGCUGAUUAUAAUGACCUUGGACCAUUAACACCUCUAGGUGAACAGAAAGGAGACAAUGAGAUGAAGAGCGAAAAAGAGGAUGAAAUUAAAAUACUAAUGAAAAAUGGUAGUGAUAGAUAA